Molecule: messenger RNA, 1119 nt
Organism: Brienomyrus brachyistius
Lineage: Eukaryota; Metazoa; Chordata; Actinopteri; Osteoglossiformes; Mormyridae
Gene: vsx2
Product: visual system homeobox 2
Exons: 5
Coding region: 1-1119 (372 amino acids)
Biological process (GO): regulation of transcription by RNA polymerase II
Cellular component (GO): nucleus
Molecular function (GO): sequence-specific double-stranded DNA binding; DNA-binding transcription factor activity, RNA polymerase II-specific
Source: RefSeq, a predicted model, not a curated record
AUGACAGGCAAAGAAGGGGCCGUGAUAUCGGAGGGUUUAAAUAAGUCUAAAGCAGGCUCGCCCACUGAGAAUGCGGUGCCAACCAGCCAUCAGCCGUCGAAAAACAUCACGACCCACACUCCCAGGUGCACAGGAUUCGGAAUCCAGGAGAUUUUAGGCCUGAAUAAAGAGCCCCCUUCGGCACCGAGGAGCACGCUGGAGUCUCUGCCGCCCGGGGCGCACCUGCUUGCCGCCAGGUCCAUGCUAAGUCCCGCCAGCGUUGGGGUCGGGAUGGGAUUAAUUGGCCCAGGAGGAAUCCCCUCGUUCUACAGCCAACCUGCAUUUUUGGAGGUCCUGUCAGAUGCGCAGAACGUCCACCUGCAGCCUCCUAACAGAACCACUGGUCCGCUGGACGCCAGCCAAUCUGCCAGUUCAGAUUCUGACGAUGUGUCACCUAGCGAACGAAAAUUAUCGAAGUCUUCGCUGAGCCAAAACAAGAAACGAAAGAAGAGAAGGCAUCGAACCAUUUUCACGUCUUACCAGCUUGAGGAGCUGGAGAAAGCGUUUAACGAAGCACAUUAUCCGGAUGUGUACGCGCGGGAGAUGCUGGCCAUGAAGACGGAACUACCCGAGGACAGGAUACAGGUCUGGUUCCAGAACCGCCGGGCCAAGUGGAGGAAGCGGGAGAAGUGCUGGGGCCGCAGCAGCGUGAUGGCGGAGUACGGCCUUUAUGGCGCCAUGGUGCGCCACUCCAUACCUCUGCCCGAGUCCAUACUCAAAUCAGCUAAGGAUGGCAUUAUGGACUCCUGCGCCCCCUGGCUGCUCGGGAUGCACAAAAAGUCUAUGGAGAGUGUGGCUGCCCUGCCAGCUGGGAAGCCAGAGACCAUCCCGCCUCCCGCCACCCAGAAAGCGGACGAGCGGGAGGCAGAAGGGCGCAGGGCAGAGAGCAAGUCUCCCAUUUCCAAAGAAGAACUGAGGGAGAACAGCAUCGCGGCUCUUAGGGCCAAAGCACAGGAGCACAGCGCCAAGGUUCUGGGGACAGUGUCGGGGGAUGCGCCGGGCCGGAAGGUGGAGGCCGAGCUGCUGGACGACAGGUCUAGAGAUGAGAUAAGCCCAGCGGAAGAGGACAAAGGUCAAUAA